Molecule: messenger RNA, 2289 nt
Organism: Durusdinium trenchii
Lineage: Eukaryota; Dinophyceae; Suessiales; Symbiodiniaceae
Source: the annotation of a GenBank genome assembly
AUGUCCUUGAUCAUCAAUGCCUUCUACACUAACAAGGAGAUCUUUCUGCGAGAGCUGAUUUCAAACGCGUCAGAUGCGCUGGACAAGAUCCAAUUCCAGGCUUCACAAGACCCUUCGAAGUUGGAAUCCGAGCCGAACUUGUGCAUCAAAGUAACGCCUGACAAAGACACUGGAAGUGUCACUGUAGAAGACACUGGGAUUGGCAUGACCAGAGAGGAGAUGAUCCUGCACUUGGGCACUAUUGCAAAGUCUGGGACCAAAGCAUUCAUGGAGGCUGUGUCGUCUGGAGCAGACAUGUCAAUGAUUGGUCAGUUCGGGGUUGGCUUCUACAGUUCGUACUUGGUGUCUGAGAAAGUCCGCGUCGUCUCAAAAAGCAACGAUGACGAGCAAUACAUUUGGGAGUCAACCGCUGGAGGUACGUUUCUGGUUUGGAAGGACACAACCUUUGAGCACGGAGUUCUCAAGCGAGGAACCAAGGUGAUUUGCUAUCUCAAAGACGACCAGGCGGAGUUUCUGGAGAGUGAUCGCCUCAAGGAGCUCAUCAUGAAGCACUCCGCGUUUGUUGGCUUUCCAAUUGACUUGCGAAUGGAACACCGCAAGGAAGAAGAAAUUGAAGUCGAGGAGGACGGAGCACCAGAGAAGAGGAGAAAGGUGACGGUGAGCUACUCCUGGGAGCUCAUGAACAAGAACAAACCCUUGUGGCUGCGUCCUCCCGAGAGUGUAUCUCAUGAGGAAUACGCAGACCUCUACAAGUUCCUAUCUGGCGACUGGGAGGAUCAUUUGGGCGUGAAGCACGUGACCCAGGGUGGCCAGGUCGACUUCAAAGCACUUCUCUUUUGCCCAAGAAAUGCCCCAAAGGACAUGUUCGAUAUGGGGAAAAUGUCGCAGCGAUUUAGCAUUCGGCUCUAUGUUCGCAGGGUCUUCAUCAAGGAGUUCAAUGACCUGAUCCCGAAAUGGAUGGGAUUUAUCAAAGGAAUUGUCGACAGCGAUGACAUGCCUCUGAACAUUAGCAGAGAGAUGCUGCAGCAGAAUGCUAUCUUGAAGCACAUCAAGACGGGUCUUCAGAAGAACAUCUUCAGCAUGUUUCAAGAACUUUCCCAGGACAAAGAGCGAUUCAAGAGCUUCCAAGAGGCCUUCUCACAGUGCCUGAAACUGGGCGUCUACGAGGAUCAUGCCAACAGGGAGCAGAUUAUUCCACUUCUUCGAUACCACUCCUCAAAAUCCGGGGAGGAACUUGUUGGUCUUGAUGAGUACGUUGGCCGAAUGAAGCCAGGCCAGCGUCACAUCCUCUACAUCACCGGACGAACGAAGCGCGAUGCAGCCAGGUCUCCCUACAUUGAGGGCUUGAAGCGAGAUGGCUUCGAGGUGCUGUACAUGACGGACCCGGUUGAUGAAUAUGCUGUUCAAUUUCUGAAGGAGUAUCGCGGAUACGAAGUGCUGAGCUGCAUGAGCAUGGAUGCUGCUCGACUUCUAGAUCAUCGCUCUGAACAGGACCUGAAGGCUGCAGAUGAACUACCAGCUCUUGGCACAUUGGUUUCCGAGGAGGCGGCAGAUGAGGCUUUGCUCUCUUGUGGCCGAUGCGUGCGCAUUGCCCGCCCAGAUCGUGCCCGACGGGCUAUGAUUACCUUCGUGGAUGAGGAGGAAGAAGAGGAGGGAGUACCAAUCAAGUACGUGCAGUCACUGGAGGACAGUCAAGAGCAUUGCACCGUUCUUUUAGAUUGGCAAGCAGGCUUCGAGCUCUUGAGUCCAGUUGAGGACACGGUCUUCAAGUUUGGAAGUGCAGCAAAGGAGAAUGGCAAUCUGCUCUUCACGAUGAAGGAUUUUGAGGCCGCUGCAGAGUUCUACAGCUCCGGCAUCGCCAAGUUCGCGUCGCGAAAUAUCCAGCGAGGGGAUCAGGUUUUGUCUCUGGAUGCAGAGGGCCUGUGUGAGCUGUCCAAUGGUUGUGAAGUGCCAGCAGAGCACACAGCUUGCCAACACCACCAGCACAAGUUCCGAGAGCCAGAGCUUGUCAAUCGAGGUCGUCACAAAGAGGCCUCGCAGGACCUCACGGCUGUUCUGGGUUUGUGGAGUGCUGCAGACAAGCGCCUAUUGCAGGCGGACCCAGAGAUGAAGGAAGCAGAAGAAAAAGGCCUCUACACAGCCGAGUACCUGCGAAGUAGGUCGAGGUGCGUGGAGGGUCGAUCUCGCUCAAUGCGAGAUCUUGCGAUUCGGAUGCGAGGCUUGCUCGAGGUCUGGCACGUGCAGCAAGUCAGGAGGGGGGGCUUUCGACUUAUUCAUCUUGCACGGUAA